GCCGCCUAGUACUGCACGGGCCAGCCCACCAGGCGGACGCCUGCUCCAACCGGCACGACCGCACGCUCCAUGCGCCAACAUAACAUAAACAAACUCAUAACCUUAAAAUUAAAAACUUUUCCAAAGUGCUCAAGACUGUGUUGUGAACUGGAACAGUGGUGUGUGCAAAAGUGGGACGAAAAAGUUUUUGGCGGGAUUCGCGAGUGACAGGAAUGGCCGAUAGAGCGCGCCACAAGUAGCCUGCAAUUGUUAUCAAAUGCUUCCUAUUGUUACGUGAUAACAGAUCGUGAUCAGACAGCAGUGUGAAGAGAUCAAAUAGAGUGCUUACAAAGGAUGAGGGAUAAGCAGCCUCGCUUGCAGCGCUACUUCGGCACAUAUAUACUUGCACUGAGAGGAUGACGUACGUGGCGUGGCUGCUGGUGGUGGGCCUGGCGGCGGUGGCGCGCGCCGGCGAGCCGGUCUUCGACCCUAGUACCCUCAUGAGGCUCGUGCUAGUACCAGCGGACGCCGCCGUCGGCUCCGUCAUCUACCGCGUGCGAGCCUCCGACCCCGACUUCGACUACCCACUACAGUUCGAACUCAUCGGUCAAAUGGGUCGUCUAGACGUCGGGAUUGAGACAUUGCCGUGCACCCGCUACAACUCGGUGUGUCAAGCGAAUGUGAUCCUUCUGCGUAGGCUGGAGCCAGGAAGAUACGUGGACUUUCGCCUGUCGGUGAGGAACACCAGGGGCCGCAGUAGCCGCAUCGGGUGCUCCAUCACGGGGACCAACGCCACCACGCCCCGGGACACCAUCUUCCCGCACCAGCCGAGCAUCAUACUGGCACCCGAGGACGCUAAGAGAGGCACCGAUCUGGAGAUUGUAAUUGCCAGGAAGAACCCCGUGUCGCCGAAGCCUUUGGAACUGGAACUUUGGGGUUCGCCUUUGUUCGCGAUUCGUCAGCGGCGGGUCUCAACGGAAAACACUGAGGGCACCAUUUUCCUCGUGGGUCCAUUAGACUUUGAGGCGCAGUCCAUGUAUCACUUAACCCUCUUAGCUGUGGAUCCGUAUGUUGAGAUAGGAAAAGAUACCAGGAACAUAGCUGCGUUGGAGGUGGUGGUUGUGGUGCAGGAUGUGCAGGACAUGCCUCCGGUGUUCACCUUCGCUCCUCCAAUCACGCACCUUCCGAAGCAAGUGGUGCCCGGUGACGUCAUCGUGAAGGUGCGCGCUGAAGACGGCGACAAGGGCGCGCCCAGACACAUCCGAUAUGGACUCGUGUCAGAGGGAAAUCCGUUUACGCCUUUCUUCAAUAUUAAUGAGACAACAGGCGAGGUGACGCUUGAGCGGCCGGUAGAAGAGAUCGCGGCGAUAUCGCACGCCGGGGCGCCGAUUCUGCUUACCGUGGUGGCGGAAGAGGUGCGGGUGUCCAGGGAGGAGCCGGAGGCCAUGUCGUCCACGGUACAACUCGCCUUCAUACUGCCGGAGAGGGACAACUCGCCCCCGUACUUUGAGAACCAGUUUUACAUAACCUACCUGGAUGAGAAUGCUCCUCAAGGCACAGCGCUCACCUUCAACGACCCAUACAUCCCUCAAGUCAACGACAAUGAUUCGGGAAAGAAUGGAGUGUUCUCGUUAUCCUUGCUCGGGAACAAUGGAACCUUCGAAAUAACCCCAACAGUUGCUGAGAGACAUGCGCAGUUCAUGAUAAAAGUAAGGGAUAACGUCAUGCUGGAUUAUGAAGCUCGGAAGUCUGUAAUAUUUCAGAUUGUAGCGCAAGAGCUAGGUCCAGCAACAAAUUUGACGGCAACAGCAAACGUCACAGUUUACCUCAACGAUGUAAACGACAACCCUCCAAUAUUCUUGGAUCAGUCGUACGAAGCUGAACUUCUAGAAAACAUAACUGCUGGUGCUAGAGUAGUCCAAGUCGCCGCCGAUGACGUAGACACCGGGGCCUUUGGCAAAAUACAAUUCACUGCCAUAUUAGGAUAUUUAAAUACUUCUUUACAUUUAGACCCUAUAUCAGGAAUGAUAACCGUCGCUACCAAUAAUCACGGAUUUGACCGUGAAGCGAUGCCAGACCUGCAUUUUUUAGUUGAAGCUAGAGAUAAUGAAGGAGUAGGUUUAAGAGUAACAGUGCCAUUAAUUAUUAAGUUGCUAGAUGUAAAUGAUAACCCACCAGAGUUUGAGAGAUCACUGUAUGAGUUUGUUCUCUCACCAAGUUUGAACAACUUCACAUCGUCAGCUUUUGUAAAAGCCAUUGAUAAAGAUGCGGAAGCCCCAAACAAUGUUGUAAGAUAUGAAAUAACUGAAGGAAAUAAGGAAGGGAAAUUUUCAAUAAACGAGGAAACAGGAGAACUGUACCUUUUAGAAACAUUGAAAAGGUCAAAGAAGCAAAACGUACACCGACAAAAAAGGCAAUUUGAUGGCAACGAGCAAGAAAGUGAAGUCUACGUAUUGACCGUAAAAGCGUAUGAUAUGGGUGUUCCACGACUUUACUCAUCUGCGAUGGUCAAGAUAUAUCCUCCAGAAAGUAAGACAAAAACUAUGUCUUUCAUAGUUCCUGGUGCUAAUCCGGAUAGGAAAAAGUUGGAGGAAGUUUUAAGUACUCUUUCUGGUGGCAAAGUCACUAUUGUUGAAAUAAAACCUUAUAAAGGUAAUGAUGGCAGCGCUACCGACUUAAGUGGACAAGAGACUAGUCAAGAAAAGAGUGAAGUUAUAGCAGUGGUAAGAAUGACAGGAAAUACUGCCAUUAAUGUAGCAAAAUUACAAGAACAACUGGCCAAAAAUAAAACAAUAAUAUACAACACAGAUUCGGGCCAUGUGGACAACACAAUUCAUCAUCAUGAUUCCUCGGAUAAUACACUUUACAAAGCGGAGAGCCGAUUACUGUUCUGGCUUCUAAUACUAUUAGCAAUAAUAGUAGCUUUAGUUUUAUUACUUUUAAUUUGUUGCUGUAUAUGUGAAGGAUGUCCUCUUUACAUGCCACCGAGGAAAAGAGUCAUACGUGUCAACUCCACAGAAGACGACGUGCAUUUAGUAGUUCGAGACAAGGGCCUUGGGAGGGAAAACAAAUCAACGCAAAAUUCACAAAAUAAGUCUAUUCAAGCUACUGAAUGGAGGAGAAGGGAAGCGUGGAGUGCUGAACAAGCUGAUUUAAGAACGAAACCCACUCAAUGGAAGUUUAAUAAAAGAAAUUACAGACCUAAAGAAGCUGCCUCUACUCCUGGAGAUCUAAGACAAGACCACGUUCCUGCUGCUGCUGCUAAUGAUUACAAUGAUGCUAGACAGUCUUUUAGACUAAGGGAUGGUCCAAACAUAAUAUAUACUAAAGAAAUGCAGCUCAACGAGUCAUUUAACAACAAAAAUAAAGAAUAUAUUGACGACUUAGAAAAUGGGUAUGAUAGGAUUGCAACUUUACACUAUCAUCGACGAGAUCAAGAUAAUGAUUCUAUCCGUAGACAUGAAAUAGACAGGGGCUCUGAGAUCUUUAUCAAAUCAGAACAUGAUAAAAUUGUAGAAGACAAAGAACAUCGGGCCCGGUCUUCCUUGGGAAGAGAUCAAUAUUUUAUAAAAGAAGGGAAUACUGAAAUUUUACGUCUAGUAACUAGAGGUAAUAAUGAAGAAGAGAGGUAUGUUAAUUUACCAACAAACCAGCAACAACGACCAGUAACCCUCAUUCCUCGCACGCAAUACGUAGUUGUUGACAGUGGCAAAAAUCUUUUGAUGGAAAGGUUUAUAAGAGAACAGGGUGAGGAGGCAAAGAAUAUGAGAGAUAAAAUGGAAAUAGUAACAAAUUUAGACGAUGAGAAGGACAUGAAAAACUUGGAACAAAGAUCGAAUGUGGGUAGUGACGCCGUCAAUAAGCUCCAUGAGUAUAUAAAUUUACACCCUGAAGUGCCUGGAACAGUUCCGUUGAAAUCGGAAUAUUUGCAAACAGCUUUACUUGAAAUGCAAAAUAAGUCAACAAUACAUCAGGAACUUUUAGAAUCGUCUCUAAGAAAACAAAAUGAGCUUCUACAUCAGAUACUUUUAGAGCGAGAACGAAUUAUGCAUAAUCAUGAAACCGCUUCUCAAGUUGAAAGUAAGCUUGAAACUCAAAGCUUGCCUGGACAAUCUGCAAUGGCUACACAAACAGAAUGUCAUAUAGGAACUCAAACUGAGCCCGAACCACAAGAACUAAAGCCAACAAGAAGGAAAGCUAGGAGUGAUAAUGAUUCAUAUAGCGAAGAUGAGACUCAAAUGACAACGGAAAAUGAACCAAACAAAGUUGCAUGGGUAAAAAGAAAAAAAUCUAAAAAGAAAAUUAAAUACAAAGACCCAAGAAGAAGUAUCAGAGUGUAUGAAUUAAAAAGAAAAAUUAAAACACCAAUAAUAGAAGAAGGAGAAAUGUCACCCACACUAGAAAGUGAAAAGCACGUAAAAGUAAGCAAAACUAAUGAAAGGGAAGAGUUAAUACGAAAAUAUGGGGAUGUUACAAAGAGUACAAUCACUACAUCAAAAAAUGAAACCGUAUCAUCAACUAAAAUUAAACUGACCGAUGAUGAUAGAAAAUCUGGGCUACGAAGGGAAGUUCUCAUGGAAAUAUCCGAUUCUUUAGAUGAAAAAGUAGACUCUAGCCAAGAACGAAGAAUGCGUUUACAAAAACAAUCUUCAAUUGAAGAUGAAGAAGAAAUAUUAGAAGCUACUAAAGAGCCACUUGCCAUAGAACAUGAAAGUAGCAAAGAAAGUAAAAGCAGAGGCAGUUCAGCCGAUAACCGAAACUUAGUAUUUUCUCGCCAAGGAUCAUCAACAGAAGCUAGAGAAAUAGCUGAAGAGCAUAUCUCUCGACAACACACACCAGAUAUAGAUCAGUCUCUAACAAAGAAGGCCAGUGAAAUACCUGAACCGAGUAAUAAGAAAUCUGAUACAGAAACUGGGUCAAAAUCUGGAGAUAAUGCAAAGACUCAAAAAAGUGUUCCACGAUACAUGCAAUGGUAUGGUAAGAAAGGAGCUCCAAGUGCAGCAAAACCACCAGCUCCAGAAAAAACCGUCCCUAGCAAGCCAAAAAGACCUUCUAAAACCAAAACUGAAGCAGUGGAUAGAGCCAAGGAAAUGUCCCGCUACGGUAAAAUAGUUAGUAAAAAUAACAAAAGUGAUGAUAUGGAGGUAAAAAAAAACUCCAAAACCAACGAAAGUGAAUUUAUUCACCCACGAAUACUGAAAGAGGGUAAAGUGACACCUGUGCCCGAUAUGACUCUGCCAGAAGUGCAUCCUUUGCUACAGCAUUCCGAACAUCGAUAUGAACAUCAGUACGAAAACCAAAAUCCCUUAUGUUACAUCCAACCAACUCAUAUCCCGAAGUACUUGGGCCAAGCAAAUGUGCCUUUACCACGUCGACAGCAACAACCUAUCUAUGUGAAUCAAGAUGAAGCUAAAAAGAAAGAGCACGAACUAUCUGAGAGUGCAUUAACGCAUAGCAUUUCUAUUUCUGCUAAUUACGAAGAGGACCAUAAGCCGACUGAGGUUCACGUCUCAAAAAUUAAUAUUGGAGGUGACCCAGUGCCUGAUAUUCCUCAUAGACCGACCAAAAUCGACGAUAACGAUUCCGGAAUUGCUAUGAACUCGCUUAUACACCAGACUGGUAACAUUAAGCGAUUGCCGAUAACUGAAAAGAAAAGUGUUUUCACAAUUGCCUACGAUGAUGUCCAAACUAAAAGACUAAGACCUGAUAGCAGUUCUACGUCCUACUAAAUGAUAGUUCAAGCAAAAAUGUGCCUUAUGUCCGUUAUGAUUGCAGUUAAAAUUUAUAUAUAGACACCAGUAUUAUAAAAGACUUCCUUGAGCAAUGUGCCGUCCUAAUCAGUGAUCAAUAUACCUAAAUCGUGUAAAUUUUAUUAGCUGCGAUAAAUUAUAUUAAGUAUUUUCUAAACUGCCGUUUCUUACGUAAUAAGAUUAAAGGAAACUCUGUAAACUAGUUAUUUAAAUUAAGAUUUGUAAAUAUGCCUCAUACAUAAAUAGUUACUGAAGUUUAAUAAGUAUUUAAAUAAUUAGGCACGUAAGAAAAAGUAUUCCAUUGUAAAUAGUUUUGUUUUUAAGAUAUUGUAUUCAUAUUCUGACUUCUGUCAUAAUUAUAUUUGUUACAAAGAUAAAAUACAAAGUUAAAUAAC
Plutella xylostella (diamondback moth) is the source of this 6124-nucleotide messenger RNA. It is a transcript of the gene Cad86C, whose product is annotated as Cadherin 86C. Gene Ontology annotation, cellular component: plasma membrane. Gene Ontology annotation, biological process: homophilic cell-cell adhesion. Lineage: Eukaryota; Metazoa; Arthropoda; Insecta; Lepidoptera; Plutellidae. The record is from RefSeq and is a predicted model, not a curated record. Gene Ontology annotation, molecular function: calcium ion binding.